AUGGCGCAUAUUUUGCUCCAUGGAACUUUACAUGUCACGAUCUAUGAAGUGGAUCAUCUAAAAAGUAGUGGAGGCCACUUUUUCCGUAAGCUAAUUGGUAUUGGCAGAGGAGAAAGUAGAAUCUAUGCAACUAUCGAUCUAGAAAAGGCUAGGGUUGGAAGGACCAGAAUUUUAUUUAAUGAGGCUUCCAACCCCAGGUGGUAUGAGUCUUUUCACAUUUACUGUGCUCAUAUGGCUUCAAAUGUCAUAUUCACUGUGAAAGAUGAUAAUCCUAUUGGAGCAACUUUGAUCGGUAGGGCGUACAUACCUGUUGAAGAACUCUUAGGUGGCCAAGAAGUUGAUAGAUGGGUUGAGAUCUUGGAUGAAGAGAAGAACCCUAUAGAGUCAAAGAUUCAUGUGAAGCUUCAUUAUUUUGAUGUAACAGAAGACCCUAACUGGUCUCGGGGUAUCAAAAGUUCCAAGUAUCCUGGGGUGCCAUUUACAUUUUUCUCACAGAGAAAAGGAUGCAAGGUUUCUCUGUACCAAGAUGCUCAUAUCCCAGAUAAUUUUGUACCUAAAAUUCCUCUUGCAGGAGGCAAGUUUUAUGAGCCACACAGAUGUUGGGAAGAUAUUUUUGAUGCAAUCACCAAUGCGAAACAUUUGAUCUACAUCACUGGAUGGUCUGUAUAUUGUGAAAUCAGCUUGGUGAGGGACUCAAGGAGGCCAAAGCCUGGAGGAGACAUCCAUCUUGGUGAUCUGCUUAAGAAGAAGGCAAGUGAAGGUGUUAGGGUCUGUAUGCUUGUUUGGGAUGACAGAACCUCUGUUGGUUUACUUAAAAAGGAUGGACUGAUGGCCACUCAUGACGAAGAAACUGAAGCUUACUUCCGUGGUAGUGAUGUGCACUGUGUUCUAUGCCCACGUAAUCCUGAUGAUGGUGGUAGCUUUGUUCAGGAUUUACAAAUUUCUACCAUGUUUACUCACCACCAGAAGAUUGUGGUGGUGGACAGUGAGAUGCCCAAUGGAGAUUCAGAAAGAAGAAGAAUUGUGAGUUUUGUUGGAGGUAUUGAUCUUUGCGAUGGGAGAUACGAUACCCCCUUCCAUUCUCUUUUCAGGACGUUGGACACGGCACACCAUAAUGAUUUCCAUCAGCCAAACUUUACCGGUGCUUCAAUCACAAAAGGUGGUCCAAGGGAACCUUGGCAUGACAUUCACUCCCGUCUUGAGGGUCCUAUUGCUUGGGAUGUGUUAUUUAAUUUUGAGCAGAGAUGGAAAAAGCAGGGUGGGAAGGAUGUACUUGUUCAGCUUAGAGAGCUUGGAGACACCAUAAUUCCGCCAUCUCCUGUUAUGUUCCCAGAUGACCAUGAGACAUGGAAUGUGCAGUUAUUUAGAUCCAUUGAUGGUGGAGCUGCUUUUGGCUUCCCUGAGACACCUGAAGAUGCAGCCAGAGCUGGGCUUAUCAGUGGGAAGGACAAUAUCAUUGACCGAAGCAUUCAGGAUGCUUAUAUCCAUGCUAUUCGACGCGCAAAGAAUUUCAUUUAUAUUGAAAAUCAGUAUUUCCUUGGAAGCUCAUUUGCUUGGAGUGCUGAUGGUAUUAAGCCUGAGGAUAUCAAUGCUUUGCAUUUAAUUCCAAAGGAGCUCUCUCUUAAGAUUGUUAGUAAGAUAGAGGCAGGGGAAAGAUUCACUGUUUAUGUUGUUGUCCCAAUGUGGCCAGAGGGGCUUCCAGAGUCUGCCUCAGUUCUUGCAAUAUUAGAUUGGCAGAGAAGGACGAUGGAGAUGAUGUAUAAAGAUAUUGCUCUGGCUCUCAGAGCUAAGGGCCUUGAGGAGGAUCCCAGGACCUAUUUGACAUUCUUCUGCCUUGGAAACCGUGAGGUGAAGAAGAGCGGAGAAUAUGAAUCUUCAGAAAAGCCAGAGCCUGAUACAGAUUACCUUAGAGCCCAGGAAGCCCGCCGCUUCAUGAUCUAUGUUCAUGCCAAGAUGAUGAUUGUUGAUGAUGAGUACAUUAUUAUUGGAUCUGCCAAUAUCAACCAGCGAUCAAUGGAUGGUGCUAGGGACUCUGAGAUAGCCAUGGGAGCGUACCAACCAUAUCAAUUGUCAUCAAGGGUGCCUGCACGUGGCCAGAUCCAUGGUUUCCGUAUGUCACUGUGGUAUGAGCAUCUUGGUAUGCUUGAUGACUCCUUCCUCCAGCCGGAAAGCCUUGAAUGUAUCUCACAGGUGAACCAGAUUGCUGAGAAAUAUUGGGACCUGUACGCCAGUGAGUCACUGGAGCAUGACCUACCAGGUCACUUACUCCGCUACCCGAUCGCUGUUGACAAUGAAGGGGAGGUCACUGAGCUGCCAGGAACUGAGCACUUUCCAGACACUAAAGCUCGUAUUCUUGGUGAGAAAUCUGAAUAUCUUCCUCCAAUCCUUACUACUUAAAUGGCAUUCUCUACUUGUUACUAAAAAUAAUUUUUCACUUGCCGCUAGUUUUAAACUGCUGUUUUUAGUAGCAUAGCAAUAAAACAUGUAUCAGAACCUGUGAGGUACGGUAUUAUAUUUCUGCCGGGUGUUGAUAUCAGGAUUUGUGGAGACGUGGAAGUGUGUGGUUUUGUUAUUGACUGCUAUAAAUUUGUAAGCUGUUUUGAUUUUAUUCAUUUAUGUGUUACAUGGUCCUAGAUUUUGCUGUUGAUUA
Pistacia vera is the source of this 2650-nucleotide messenger RNA. RefSeq names its product phospholipase D alpha 1. Gene Ontology annotation, biological process: phospholipid catabolic process; phosphatidylcholine metabolic process. Gene Ontology annotation, cellular component: plasma membrane. Gene Ontology annotation, molecular function: D-type glycerophospholipase activity; calcium ion binding. Lineage: Eukaryota; Viridiplantae; Streptophyta; Magnoliopsida; Sapindales; Anacardiaceae. The record is from RefSeq and is a predicted model, not a curated record.